AUGAGCGGUUACGGCGCUACGCCAGCAACUGUGACAACCGGAGUUCCUUACAUCUGCGGGCAAUGCGGCUCUGAGAUUAGCCUUAAGCCGGGAGACAUCAUACAAUGUCGAGAGUGCGGUUAUCGCAUUCUAUACAAGAAGCGGACGAACAAGGUGGUGCAGUUUGAAGCGCGAUAA
Volvox carteri f. nagariensis is the source of this 177-nucleotide messenger RNA. RefSeq lists its product as uncharacterized. The coding region runs from base 1 to 177 and encodes 58 amino acids. The record is from RefSeq and is a predicted model, not a curated record. Gene Ontology annotation, molecular function: zinc ion binding; DNA-directed RNA polymerase activity; DNA binding. Gene Ontology annotation, cellular component: RNA polymerase III complex; RNA polymerase I complex; RNA polymerase II, core complex. NCBI's taxonomy places the organism in Eukaryota, Viridiplantae, Chlorophyta, Chlorophyceae, Chlamydomonadales, Volvocaceae. Gene Ontology annotation, biological process: DNA-templated transcription. The transcript has a single exon.